AUGAAUAGACCCCCAUAAGGUUAAAAUGACAGUCAAUCAGAUAAUGGUAGUGUGAAUAAGAUAAGUGAUAAAUAGAAGAUAAAUACUUUAAAAAAAGCUGUUAUUGAUUUAAGAGAAGAAAAAGCAUAAUUCUUAAAGACUAUAUAAGAAUUAACAUAAAAGAAUAAUAAUUUAACUUAAGAAAAGGCAGAUCUAGUAAUAUUUUUAAUUUAUAUUUAAUUUAGGAUGAAAAAUACAAUUCUGUGAUUAGAGAUUUGUAAUAGUAAAUUUAGGCUCUUAACAACAGCUAAGAGAAAUAAAGAAAUACACUUGUAAAUUCAAUAGGAUCACCACGAUCGCUUAUUUAAAAUGAUCCAUUAAAUAAUAAUAGCAAUUUUACAAAAUAAAUUAAGCAACUUUAACAGUAUAGUUAAUAAAUAUAAUAAGAGAAUUAAAAUAGAAAACAGAUGAUCAUGAAGCCCAACUUUCAAUUCUAUAGACAGGUUAUAAAGAAUUAGAGAGAGAUUUGAAAUACAAAGAUAAUUAGAUUGAUAAACUAACAAAAGAAAUUGGAGAUAAAAAUACUAUAAUUUCAUAAUUAAGGAAAAAUAUUGAAGAUAUUGAAAAGGAUUUGUAUAAUAGGAUUAAAGACUUAUCUACAGAAAAGUUAUAGUUGUAAUUAAAACUAAAAACAAUUGAAAAGGAAAUACAAUAAAAAGAAGAAGAAACAAAAAUAAUAUAAAAAGGAUUAGAUGAUUCUAGAUUUAAAACAGCUUAAUUAUUAAGUGAAUUGGAAGAAACAAGAGGUAAAUUCUUGUAAUAUAAACUUACACUUAACAAUUAAUUUUUAGAUAUUGAAUGUUUAUUUAUUCUGCGAUAAAAUUUAUUUUAAGAAUACAUUUUUGAGCUUGAAACUGCUGCCUAAAGAUUUGUCUAUAAAGCAAGUGAUAUUACAGACUUAAAAAUUAAAGAUGAUCAAUCAUUUUAUUUAACAGUUAAAGCUAGAAGUAGGGAUGAAGUAUAUAAGUUGGGUCCAGGAUAAGAUAUUAAAAAAGUGUGUAAAUAAAUAAAGUAAAGACCUUUUUUAUUUUAGAAACUUUUUGUAAAGAGCAUAAUAGAGUCUUGCACUUUAAUAAUCUAUCUAAUUAUAGAGUCCUAAGAAUAAUGGUUUACUUGGAGGACUAAUAUCAAUAUUUGGAAGUAAUUCUUCAAAGAAUGGAAGCAAUGCUAAUAGUGAAACAAAAUAGAAAUGAG
Paramecium primaurelia is the source of this 1233-nucleotide messenger RNA. The record is from the annotation of a GenBank genome assembly. NCBI's taxonomy places the organism in Eukaryota, Ciliophora, Oligohymenophorea, Peniculida, Parameciidae.